UGGCCGCCGCCAUGUCGGGGAGGUGUGGAGGUGUCACCGCGCCGGCUCGGGGGCCUGAGGGGCAGAUGAGGCUGCGGCUUCUCGGGGCCGCUGCGCUGGUCUCGGGCAAGGGAUAGCGAAGAACCUUUUCGCUGUCUCCCGUCGUAGUUCCUUCCUGAGGUGCGGGCUGAGGCUGCUCUGCUCGCGGCCGGGGCGCGUCGAGCAAGUGCUUUGCUCCGGCCUCCGCCUCCCCACCGCGGCCCAGUGUCACUGCCGGGGAGGGCACUGCGGCCGUCGGCCCCCUCGGCUCUGGCUCUGUCCAGAGUUUGCAGGUCCCUCCUCAGGCAGGGUGCGGGGAACCCCUAGAGAGGGUGGUUGGCCUACCCCGGCCCGUCCUGCAUCGCCUUGAGGACAGAAAUUUACUGGUGAUUUUUUUUUUUUUUUCCUGGGCUGAGUACCUGAACAGGGCUGGGUGACAGAUUUGAGCUUAAAACGUUCUUAUAGAAAAAGUGCAAGGUGGUGACCAAUGUUUCUGGCCAAGGCAGGUGUAAAAGGGAAGCCGGUAUUAUACAGAAGCCAAAGCAGCAAAACCACACAUAAUACAUAAAUAACACAAAUUGAGAUUGAUCAUGAAGACUUUUUGUGGAAGAGCUAAUCCAACCACUGGUGCAAUGGAGUGGUUAGAAGAGGAUGAGAACUAUGACUACCACCAGGAAAUCGCAAGAUCACGCUACGCAGACAUGCUUCACGAUAAAGACAGAAACACGAAGUAUUACCAAGGUAUUCGUGCUGCAGUGAGCAGAGUAAAAGAGAGAGGUGAAAAAGCAAUUGUCCUAGACAUAGGGACUGGCACGGGACUCCUGUCUAUGAUGGCAGCUUCAGCAGGUGCAGAUUUCUGCUAUGCCAUUGAGGUUUUCAAGCCCAUGGCUAAUGCUGCUGUGAAGAUAGUGGAGAAAAAUGGUUUUCGUGACAAGAUCAAGGUAAUCAACAAGCACUCCACUGAAGUCACAGUUGGCCCAGAUGGAGAUAUGCAAUGUCGUGCAAACAUCCUGGUAACAGAAUUAUUUGAUACAGAGCUGAUAGGAGAAGGAGCUUUACCAACCUAUGAGCAUGCACACAAAUAUCUUGUGCAGGAAGGAUGUGAGGCAGUGCCUCACAGAGCUACAGUGUAUGUCCAAUUAGUGGAAUCCAAAAGAAUGUGGUCGUGGAACAAACUGUUUCCUGUUCAUGUCGAAGCAGAGGAUGGUGAAAAAAUGAUUGUCUCCCCUUCAGAAAUGGAGAACUGUCCAGGUGUUCCUUCUGUUUGUGAUAUCCAGCUGAACCAGAUGCCUUCAAGUGACUUCACUAUCCUUAGUGAUGUGGUGACAAUGUUCAGUGUGGAUUUCAGUAAGCCAGUAAGGAGUGCUUCGACCUACUACAGAGUGCAGCUGGAGCCUAUAAAAUCCGGCAAGGCACAAAUUGUUCUUUCCUGGUGGGAUAUUGACAUGGACCCCUCUGGGAUGAUAAGUUGCACAAUGGCUCCGUACUGGGUAAAAUCCACCUCUGCUUUCCAGUGGAGAGAUCACUGGAUGCAGUGUGUUUAUUUUCUUCCAAAUGAGGAGCCAGUUCUCCAAGGUGAGAAGGUGUACCUGACUGCCUGUCGUGAUCAGUACUCUGUGUGGUAUAAGCUGGAGAAAGCCAGAGGAGAAGAGGAGAAUAAAGCAGAUGUUCAUGUUGAGAGUCCUGUUUGUAGAUGUCAGGCUCAUCUUCUUUGGAAUAGACCGCGCUUCGGGGAAUUAAAUGAUCAGAACCGAACACAGCAAUAUGUCAAGUCUUUGAUGAAAGUUCUGAAAACAGAUAGUGUUUGUCUCUGUAUCAGUGAUGGCAGUCUGCUGCCUGUACUGGCUCACUAUCUUGGAGCAAAGCAGGUGUUUACGUUAGAAAACUCUGCUCUGUCCUGUUCUGUCAUGGAAAAAUUUUUUAAAGCAAAUCAUCUUGAAGAUAAAAUUAAAAUAAUAGAAGCACGUCCUGAGUUGCUGACAUCUUCUCAUUUGGAAGAUAAAAAGAUUUCUGUUCUUGUGGGAGAGCCGUUUUUUACUACAAGUUUGUUGCCGUGGCAUAACCUGUAUUUCUGGUACGCGAGGACAGCUGUGACCAGUCACCUUACCAGCAAUGUCACUGUCCUACCUCAGUCCGCUUCUUUGCACAUGAUGAUUGUGGAGUUUCAGGACUUAUGGAGAAUCCGGAGUCCAUGUGGCACCUGUGAAGGUUUUGAUGUCCAGACUAUGGAUGAUAUGAUUAAUAAUUCUCUGAAUUUUAGGGAAUCCAAGGAAGCAGAACCCCACCCUCUGUGGGAAUAUCCUUGCAAGUCACUCUCUGACCCCCAGAAAGUUUUGACAUUUGACUUCAGAAAGACUGUACCGCAACACUGUCUCAGCACAGAGGGUUCUGUAAAUCUUUUACGGAAAGGAAAGAGCCAUGGAGCAGUUCUGUGGAUGGAAUAUCAUCUUGCUGCUGAUAUCUCUGUUAAUACAGGACUGAUGCAGAUUUCAAAUGAAAAGGGAAACUGUGAAUGGAAUCCCCACUGCAAGCAAGCUGUCUAUUUCUUCAGUUCUGUUAUUGAAUCAGAAACUCUGUCAGACCUUCCUAGUGCUGUCACAUAUGCUAUAAAUUUCGACACAAAAACAGGAGAGAUUGCCAUGGAUUUUAAGCUAUUCAACUUCAGCAAAGUGAAAUGAAUGCCAUAAAGAAGCCAUGAGGGAGCAGGAGCCUACUCUGCUUUGCUUUCUUGGUCACCAUGAUGUAUAAUUCUGGUGAGUAGGAAUUUUUCCUCUUUUUCUUCCUAAGAGUGUGAUCGUAUUUAUAGACCUGGAAGACAUCUGAAAUAGUCCAGAAUUUUUCAAAACUAUUUUCCUGACCAACGUCUUAACACUUAAUAGAUGUAAGGAAGCAAUGAAAUACAUGACUAAUGUUUUUCACUAGAACAGAAACCCUGCAGCUCCUACUGAGAUCUGUGGAUUUCACUUUUCAAAACUCUACUUCUAAGAUGCUUAACUUCAGACUCUCAUUUCUUAGAUACUUCACUGGAAUAUAUAGGUUGCUGUUCAUUAAACAAUUGUUUCUAAUUUUGAUACACAGCUCCUAGCCCACAGAAAGUAUGCUGACACAAAUCUGUCUGUUUUAUGUUGGGAGCAUAAGCUGUGCAAUUGUCAAGGGAACAGUAAUAUGGCCGAGCCUUUUAAAUGGUAAAGGCUUGGCCCUUUUUUUUUUUUUUUUUUUUUUUUUUUUUUAAAUAAAGGCACAGAGACAGUUGUGCAAAUCUGAACGCAUAAGACUUGUAUUGUAUAGCUUCUCUUCUGGAGGAGAUAACGCAGCAGAAAAACAGAUGCUGUGUUUGUUCGUGGCUGGACACAGAAAGCAUGAGCUGCUGUUCUUGUUCUGUAGUAGGAAUAGCUUUGCACAAAUGAUUCUGGAUCUUAUGGAAGCACACAGUGUUCCAAAGGGAACACAGAACUAACAGCAAUAUAUGAGAAUUUAUAUGCUUGAAAAAUAAAAGUAAGAUAGAACAAAACCACACCUGAAUUUACAGUAUUUUAAUGUAAAUGUAUAUGCAUGUGCCUGAAUUGUACUUCCUAAGAAAAAAUAAAAUGGGAUAAAUUUGCUAGAAUGCCAAAGGGAAGAAAUCCACAUUGAUGGGAAUUUGUAUUUUGUUAUCAGUAUUAUGUAUGUUGAUGAUACAUGGGCACUGUGGUAGUUAUUAGGCACAGUGACUGAGAGGUAUCCUUUUUGAACCCUUUGGGUAUUGUGAGACUUGGGACUAUUGAAUAUCUCAGAGGAGUGUAGUGAAAGUGAAGGGCGAAGGAUAGAUGUAGUCGCUAGCUUAUCUGCAGAACUGUGCUGCUAGAACCGAACUGUGGCAAUUAAUAUGAAUCAUAUUAUCUGCAUGUGAGGAAAAACAUCUUAAAUUGCAAUAUACCUGGAGUGGUAAUUGUAUUGCUGCUAUCCAGAAAAAUAAAAAGACUGGAACGCUGGAACGCAGACCAUAUUUUAGCGUCUGUGGGUUCCUUAGAGGAACAAAAUCUGAUGGAUGUGCUCAGGAAACCUUGUGCAUGUUUUAAUUCACUGUAAGUGUGAUCAACAUUGCUAGUAGUUGCUGGUUAUGCUUAUGUAUUUAGACAGGCAUGGAAACUGCUUUCAGGAUUUGGUUAAAACAUGCUAGAAGCCAUUGUGUUGAAGCAAAUCCUUACCAUGCGUAUAGUUUGAAUGUUUUCACGUAAGUCACACCACUUAUUAAAUUCUGGUACAUACAAAACAUGGCUGUGUUGAUACAAAUCUGGGUGACUUGGGGAAAGAUUUGUUCACAUGUGACUAGGAGUAUUUAGUGUAGGCAUCAGUCUUUCUUGGCUUCUAUGAAUUCUUCAGGUUGGAUUUAAAAACCUAGUGUGAUCUGUAAAUUGUGUGGAAACCAGCUGCUUAUGGGGAUACUGGCCAAUCCUUACACACAUGCAAAACCAAACCAAAGGUACUUUUAUCUCUGUCCUCUCCCACAGGGCAUUUUACUGCAAGCACACACAUGGGGGAGGAAAGCCACUUUAUCAGAAAAACACAUCUCUACCCAGUGGCAGCAUUCAGACUCCUGUUUGUUCCCAGACCUGUCAGAAGCGUUGCGAUGAUGUGCCGAGUUGUAAGAGCUUCUGGCUACUGGCAUCUUAAUAAGCUGAGCAAGAAUCCUAUUUUCUCUUGGAAGGAACUUAUUCUGUGCAGCCACCACAGGCAUUUUUUUUCUAAAUGACAACAGAUUUGAUCCUGACUAGGCCUGCAGGCAUAGAUGCAUGUUUUAAUAGAAACAGGAUCCCCUGCCACCACUGAACUAAUAGUAUUAGAGUUCAUAUAUUGCAUGAGAGCCAGUGUACAACUGGCAGAUUUUUUAAUGUGGUCCAAGAGACACUUGCACUAAAGAUGCAGGUUUUAUUCAGGUAUUAAAAAUAAUCGUAAACUACAGAGUUUUGCCAUGCACAUUUAACUUCCCUUGUGUAGUUUUGCUGCAAAAAUAACUUAUCUGUAGCUCUGAACUGUAGUGAAAGUUUUACUAGGUAGUUACCACAGCAUAAAUCCACAAGAGGGUGCUGAGAAUCCACUUUUAAAUUUUUAGUGCACUUUCAGAUCAUGUUUACUUCUAGUAAGGACUUGCAGUGCAGCUAUCUCAUGUGCAAAUAAAAUGCUUGUGAUGUUAUAAGAUACACUGUAAAUACAUGCACUGAAAUGGAAAGCUAGCACAAAAAGUGACAACUGCUAGUAGGACUAAUAGGGAUUUGCACCUACCGUAAAAAAACAAGCAGGCAGCAAAGUUUCUCAUGCCAAAUACACAGUAUGAAUAAUGCUUUUAGGACAGUAAAGUUGUCACAGCCAUAAUGAAGGACAAGUCUUGCAUUUAAUUUAAAGGGUGCUUUCUGAGUCGUGACAGCUGCAAGAUUUGUUCCAUCAUUUGGAAACUGGGUAUCUUUUGUCUGGAGGCUGGGCAAUUCGAGGACUGAGAUCCCGGAGCUUGCUUUUCUCCUUCAUUAGACCCUUUGAAACUGCUCUGUGUAGGCUUCCUGCAUUUAACAAGAUAAAGUGUGUAGUUCAGGACUAAUUCAUUUAGUCACUCAUCUUUUGUAUUCUAUUUGUAGUUACAGCUGGUUGUUAGGAUGGAGAAGACUAUUACAGCUUCCUAGUGUUAGAUUUUUCCAGUGACGAUUGUGGGCUGAAUACAAUGGGUGCUUGUGUUGUCAUUCUGCCUUACUGACUCUUAUGGCAUUGCAAAAUGUUAAUUUGCUUUGGUACUUAAUCAUUUUAAAACUUCACAUUUCCAAGCAUUUAAUGCAGAUUAAUGAUUAAGACUUUUCUCGGAGAGAGGUAUGUGUUGUUAUCCCCAUUUUUCAGAUGAGGAAAAAACUAAGUGUGCUCUGUGUGGGUGUUCAAGUGUUUCAUCUGCCUCAGGCUCACUAUAAGAUCAGGGCCUCAGAGCUAAAAAUUACUUGCUC
This is a messenger RNA of Grus americana (Whooping crane), 5981 nucleotides long. It is a transcript of the gene PRMT7, whose product is annotated as protein arginine methyltransferase 7. Lineage: Eukaryota; Metazoa; Chordata; Aves; Gruiformes; Gruidae. Gene Ontology annotation, biological process: peptidyl-arginine methylation. The transcript has 19 exons. Gene Ontology annotation, molecular function: protein-arginine omega-N monomethyltransferase activity. The coding region runs from base 609 to 2696 and encodes 695 amino acids. The record is from RefSeq and is a predicted model, not a curated record.